Messenger RNA from Lolium perenne, 1632 nucleotides. RefSeq lists its product as uncharacterized. Gene Ontology annotation, biological process: regulation of DNA-templated transcription. The record is from RefSeq and is a predicted model, not a curated record. Lineage: Eukaryota; Viridiplantae; Streptophyta; Magnoliopsida; Poales; Poaceae. Gene Ontology annotation, cellular component: nucleus.
UUCUUUUCUUUUCUUUUCUUCCCCCAAAUAAGAGAAGAGUAACCCCACUCUCUGCGGCAGAAACCCCCGAGUCCUCCGCCGCCGCCGACAACCACCAACCCUCUUCUCCCCAGCAUUCAACCCUAGCUUCCGGCGAUGGCCCCGAAGCGCGCCGCCAAGAAGGCGGCCCCGCCGCCACCUCCGCCUCCGCCUCCGCCGGCUGAAUCCUCUGAGGACGAGACCCAGUCGCGCUCGCGCUCCGAGGAUUCGGAGGACCAAGAGGUCCUCGCCGAGUCCCCUAUCCCUGCCCACACUCCCGUCCUCAACAAUACGCCUGCGCCGGCACACAAGGGCGAUGAGUCGGAGUCGUCUGACGAAGAGGAGGAGGAGCCCGCCCCCGCGGCUCCCGCGGUCCCCAAGAACCAGCCUCCGCCGCCGCAAAAGAAAGUGGAUUCCGGCAGCGACGAAGAGGAGGAGGAGGAUGGCGACGAGGAAGAGGAAGAGGAGGAGGAGGAGGAGCCCACCCGCGCGGCCCCUCCCUCCGCUCCGAAGAAGCAACCCCCGCAGGAUGACUCCGACACUUCCGGCGACGAGGAGGAGGAGGAUGAGGCGCCGCCGCAGUCGCCGCCGGAGCCUGCCCCAAAGAAGGCGGCGGAGAUCCCGAAGCCCCCGGCGGCGGCCGAGACCAAGAAGCCAGGCCCAUUCGAGCGCAUGUGGUCCACCAACGACGACGUCCGUAUCCUCGAGGCCCUGGCCGCUCACCAAAAGCAGCACGGCGCGCUCCCGCAGCCUGAAGCGCUCGUGGACGUCCUUGCCGGGAAGCUCGACAAAUCUGCCUACGGCAGCAAGGAGCUCCAGAACAAGGUCAAAAGCCUCAGGACCCGCUACCUCAUACUCAGCAAGAGGGGCCAGCUCCCCAGCAAGGAGCACGACCGCCGGGUCCUGGAGCUCUCCAAGCUCGUCUGGACAAGCACUGACAAGACCUCCCCUGUUGAUGCUGCUGCUGCGAAUGCGGUGGUGAACGGUCAUGAGCCCAAGGGGUUCCAGGAGAUGUGUGAGCUGUACCCGCACCUAGCGGAGGAGGUGAAGGGGCUGGAGGCGGCGCGCCCGGGCAUGUGCAAGAGGGAGUUCGGGAAGAUGGACGAUGGCAAGGCGCGUUCCAUGGACGAGAAGAUCAAGAAGCAGAGGGUGAUGCAGAUAAAGGUGGAGAUGCGCCACGCUGACCUCGUCAAGGAGGUGACCAAGGCUCUGCUCGACCUUGUCGAUUCAUGAGGAGCUUAUAUCUCAACUGUAUCGAUCAUCACCUGAAAUCGAUGCUGAUGAGAGCAAUGCCGCAACUGCAAGUUGUGACUGUCUUGGUAGUGCAGAAACUCGUAUUUUGCUUGAAAUUGGCGUAUCGAUCAUCACCUGAAAUCGGUGCUGAUGAGAGCAAUGCCGGAACUGCAAGUUGUGACUGUCUUGGUAGUGCAGAAACUCGUAUUUUGCGUGAUGAUGGCAUAUGCAAGAAUUGUGAAAUUUGCUGAUAGUGUAAGAAUGUUCUAAAAUUACGAGUUGUGGUGUCUUCACUAGAAUGUUAAAUUGUGGCGUGUGAUGGUGUAGGAGUGUUUUGUGUGAGGUUAUGAAAUGCUCGCUGGAUGUGUUUGGAUGUUCUUA